Molecule: messenger RNA, 225 nt
Organism: Mesocestoides corti
Lineage: Eukaryota; Metazoa; Platyhelminthes; Cestoda; Cyclophyllidea; Mesocestoididae
Source: the annotation of a GenBank genome assembly
AUGUCCUGGACAAUUGGAACUGGCGAACUGCCGACGGCUUUUACCAUAAAUCGAUUAAUGGAUGAAAAUGACCUACUGAUCGACGUGAUCAACAAUAAACUGGUAAUUGGUGAUUUUGAGGAAGCAAUGCAAUAUCAAAUGGUUCUUCAACGCAAUCUUGUCUACCUCCUUCGUCUUUCGGCAAAGCCUGAAAAUUCGGAUCCUGCACAGAUCAAUCCAACAUGA